This is a messenger RNA of Mus caroli (Ryukyu mouse), 2527 nucleotides long. The record is from RefSeq and is a predicted model, not a curated record. Lineage: Eukaryota; Metazoa; Chordata; Mammalia; Rodentia; Muridae.
CCCCGUGCGUCUAGUCUAUUUAUUGUCGCGGGGGAAGCGGCGGCCGCCCUGUACCCGGAACAACAAAGCGAGAAACCGAGCUCGAGCCUUUGGGGGCUCCUAGCAACGGGCCUGGGCGGGAGUUCCAUGGAGACUGGGGAGCGGACCCGUUUUAUCUUCAUCCUUGUCCUCCAGCUUCUUCUCCGCGUCCGACGCAACCAGCAGCAGCGCUGCCGCCGUGUCCUUUACGACCGCCCCGUCUUCCCACGUAUUUGACCUUCCCUUGGCCAUGCAUAUGACCACAGUUUACAGAAGAGGAGCUGAAGACUUGGAGAAAGCUAGGUGACUGAUCACUCCACAGAGUUAAGGCCAGCUCCACAGCCAGAGCCCUCUUCUGUAGUUUAUGCUACUUCUCAGAGGAUGUGAUCUUCGUGGUGGGAAACCAAGUUUCUAAACUACCCCAAUGGAUGCAGACAGUGAUGUUGCAUUGGACAUUUUAAUUACAAAUGUAGUCUGUGUUUUUAGAACACGAUGCCAUUUGAACUUAAGGAAGAUUGCUUUGGAGGGAGCAAAUGUAAUUUAUAAGCGUGAUGUUGGGAAAGUAUUAAUGAAGCUUAGAAAACCUAGAAUUACAGCUACAAUUUGGUCCUCAGGAAAAAUUAUUUGCACUGGAGCAACAAGUGAAGAAGAAGCUAAAUUUGGUGCCAGACGUUUAGCCCGUAGUCUGCAGAAACUAGGUUUUCAGGUCAUCUUCACAGACUUUAAGGUGGUGAAUGUUUUGGCAGUGUGUAACAUGCCCUUUGAGAUCCGUUUGCCAGAAUUUACAAAGAACAAUAGACCUCAUGCCAGCUAUGAACCUGAACUUCAUCCUGCCGUGUGCUAUCGGAUAAAGUCUCUAAGAGCUACAUUACAGAUAUUUUCAACAGGAAGUAUCACAGUGACAGGGCCCAAUGUAAAGGCUGUGGCGACUGCCGUGGAACAGAUCUACCCGUUCGUGUUUGAAAGCAGGAAGGAGAUUUUAUAACUCAAACUUGGUUGGUUAGUCUCCACCUGAGCACCGUUUGAGACCUGCUGCACAUUGGACUCAAAACACAAGGAAAACUGGACCAACAGUGACCGAGGACAGACUCGGACUCACCGCUGCAGUGUAAGCUCCAGUCCCUUUGGAUUUUACUUCAAAGUUUGCUGUAAUAUAAAAAGGAAGUUUACAAGACAUGACAUUGCUGCUUUUACAAAAGGACGUUCUAUUUAUUUUCGCAGUAAUCUCCAUGUCCCACAGGCAGAGCUGUCGCAGUGUGCACUUCCCGACAGUUGUUUUAUUGAUGUCAUUAUUUUUCCAGUUGGAGCUAAUGUGUUUGAUUUGUGAAUAGUCUUUUACAUUUUUGUAUGCUGAAUAUGGGCACCAAAGAACCUGUAAACGUUAUCUUUUUAAGUUGAAUGUGCACAAAUAAAAGUUUGGAAAAGAUCUCUCUUCAUAUCCAUUCUGUAACUUUUAGUCACCAUUUUUUCUUUUAAACAACUGUAUUCAUAAUUUUUUUAAAAUCUAUGCAGGCUUAGACUUUGGCUAAAGUGUGUGGGCUUCUUUUUGAAGUGAGUUUGUAUAUAUUUGUGUGUAUGCUACAUGUAUAUAGUAUCUUUUCAUGCUCUGUUACCAAAUAUCAAUUAGAAUUUUCUCCUCCCAGAUUGGAAGUAAAAACCAUGUAUAUAAGCUCUAGGUAACUAGGGUAGACCUCCACAGGUAAAUGAUAAUGUUUGUGUUACUAAUUUAAUAUGAUAGAAAAUGUUAAAUGCGUUUUAAAAGCUAAGAGGUUGUAGUUUUGAAGAGAGGCCUUUUCCUGUCUAGGUGGAUCUGCAGUAGCCCUGUAACCCUUGUUAUUCUGGAAAGCUGGCUGUAGAUGAAGGAGCCAGCAGGGGUUCUUAUCUACCCUUAGGUCAGUGCUCAAGGCUAUGCUGGUCUUGUCAGAAAUUGACUGACAUUGUGUUUUAAUAAGAAGUGGCUCGACUUGACCCAAAGCCUCUGGCAAGCUCGUCUCUGUCCUCGCCGUGUCUGAGUAUUGCACGUGAAGGGUGACUGGAGGAUUAAGAGAGGCCACUCUUAAACUUCAGUUCCAUGAGACAGGGCCUCGGCCGUGCAUGGGCUCUGGGUGGAAAGGCAUGGUCGGGCAGGUGCUUAGUGUAGCCAGGAGUGGCUUUACCUACCAAUAAGCUAGGUGGAGUCAAACCGUAGACUCUCUGUACAGACGAAACUAUUUCCCAUCAAGCUCUGACUUACUGUUGUAUUUUUGAAAUGUUUGCAAAGGCUUGUGACAUGUGCACCAUAUUACAGACCUUCCAAGGCUAACUUAAGCACUGGCUGGGCAGUGCAUAAAUAAGAGUCUGUGUUCAGUUCUGGUUUCUUAAAGCCUUCUCAUCCCCUGCCCCUCAGCUCCUUCAGAACGAGGGAGCAAAGGUGAGCUUCGCACUUGCUUUUCCCAUAAUUCAUUGUGAGUUUUUAAAGCCUUCAAUUUCUUAAAAAUUGUUUUUAUAUUUGGGUUUUGGUUUUGGUUGU